GCCCAAAAUCAGAUUCUCUAAAAAAAGCAUCAUUCCUUCCUGGGCUUUCUUCUCCAUAUCCAUGAGAGCGGUAUGGGAAUGGGACUACUCCUUCGUCCCUCGACCUCCGUUUCUUGUCUUCCGGGCGAAUUUCUCUGCUCCAGCUACUUAAGCGCAGUUCAGACCGAGCGAUUUAAAUGUCAAAUUCUCAUCAUCGUCAUAUUAACUCACACUUGACAUUGAUUGAUUUUGAUUUGGGAAGUGGAUGCACCAAACCAAACUGAAAAAGAUCCAAUAUUAUCUGCGAAGCUCAUAGAAAUUGAAAUACUUAUAAGGUGCUUUAGAAGAGGCUUGUUGAUGCAACGCCAUCCAUGCCUAUAGUUUGAAGAUUUUGUGGAUUUGUUUCUCUCAUUCUUCUGGUUACCAUUAUGUUUGAGUUUGACAGUUAACCUCCUUGUUUUCAACCAUGUGAGGAAGCAACAAAACCAGUCCAAGCUAAGUACAAACACACUGCAGAUUGCAGAAGAAGAAUCGACAAAAAUACAUGCUCUAGAUAUCUGGUAUACCCAUGCAUAUUGAAAGUUGCAGAGCUAAAGAGAAAGAUGAUGAAGGGCUCUCAAAUCUUAAAGGAAGCCAGGAAAGUCCAUCAACACAUGAGCAACACAUGCUGCUACUACUCCACCGCUAACACUCCUGUUCCUGUGGCUGUGGCUGUGGAUCCAUUUGCUGCCCACCCUUCACACCACCACCUCUCCACUAUUGAAUCCAAAUCCCAACUUCUGAAAUCCUACACAGUUACUCCCCCAAUCAAACCCUGGCCUCAAAAACUCUACCCCAAACGCCUUGUCUCCAUCAUCACCCGCCAACAAAACCUUGACCUUGCCCUCCAAAUCUUCUACCAUGCUGGGAACUACCACCCUGGCUUUGAACAUAAUUACGAAACCUACCACUCCAUCAUCCACAAACUCUCUCGUGCACGUGCCUUUGAACCUGUUGAAACCCUUCUUUCCCAGCUACAAAAGAAAUCAUCAAGCAUCAAGUGUGGGGAGAAUCUUUUCAUCGAUGUCUUACGUAAUUACGGUAUCGCCAGCAGACCAAAAGAUUCCUUACGCAUCUUCUUGAGGAUCAAGGAAUUUGGUGUCACAAGAUCCGUACGUUCUUUAAACACCCUUCUAAAUGUUUUGAUUCAGAACAGAAAAUACGAAUUGGUGCAUGCUUUGUUCAAAAACAGUCAAAAGAAGUUCAAUAUCACACCCAAUGUGUUUACUUGUAACAUUCUUUUAAAAGCAUUCUGUAAGAAGGGUGAUAUAGAAGGUGCACUCAUGGUGCUCGAUGAAAUGCCUGCAAUGGGGAUGGUGCCGAAUGUUGUAAGUUAUACUACUGUAAUGGGAGCUUAUGUUUCCCAAGGAGAUAUGGUGGGUGCAAAGAAGAUGUUUGAUCAGAUUCUUGAUAGAGGCUGGAUCCCUGAUGCCACCACUUACACAAUCUUGAUGGAUGGGUUUUGUAAGCAAGGGAGAUUGGUUGAUGCUGUGAGAGUGAUGGAUGAGAUGGAGGAUAAUAAAGUUGAGCCCAAUGAUGUUACUUAUGGGGUUAUGAUUGAAGCUUUUUGCAAAAACAAAAAGACAGGUGAAGCUUUGAAUUUGCUAGAUGAUAUGUUUGAGAAGAAAUACGUGCCGACUUCUGCUCUUUGUUGUAGAUUGAUUGAUGUGUUAUGUGAAAAUGGGAAGGUUGAGGAUGCGUGUGAUCUGUGGAAGAAGCUCUUGAGGAAGAAUUGUACUCCUGAUAAUGCCAUAUCAAGUACACUUAUACACUGGUUGUGUAAAAAGGGGAAGAUUUGGGAAGCAAGGAAGCUGUUUGAUGAGUUUGAAAGGAGUUCGAUUCCUAGUGUUUUAACUUAUAAUACCCUGAUUGCUGGUAUGUGUGAGAUGGGAGAGUUGUGUGAGGGUGGUAGGUUGUGGGAUGACAUGGUGGAGAAGGGAUGUGUUCCUAAUGCAUUUACAUAUAACAUGUUAAUCAAAGGGUUUUGUAAAGUUGGUAAUGCAAGGGAAGGGGUUAGGAUUUUGGAGGAGAUGUUGGGGAAGAGGUGUUUACCGAAUAAAAGCACUUAUAAUAUCUUACUUGUGGGGCUCUGUAACUCAGGGGAGGAAGAUGAAGUGACGAAGGUACUUGAGAUGGCUGCUUCAAAUGGACAAAUGAUUGAUGCAGAUGUUUGGCAACUUCUUGUAACAAAGUUUGGUAGUAAUUUUAGUAAGAUAGGAGAAGGCCUUUUUCAUUCCAUAUUGCUAAAGUAAAGGCCUUUUUCAUUCCAUAUACAAAACAUACUCAUUUGACUCAUUUAACAUUAAGUUUAGAAUUUUGAUCAUCAAUUCAAAUAGUAUGAAGUUGUCGCUCUCUUUUGGAA
Molecule: messenger RNA, 2380 nt
Organism: Lactuca sativa (garden lettuce)
Lineage: Eukaryota; Viridiplantae; Streptophyta; Magnoliopsida; Asterales; Asteraceae
Product: Pentatricopeptide repeat (PPR-like) superfamily protein
Molecular function (GO): protein binding
Source: RefSeq, a predicted model, not a curated record